Messenger RNA from Phaeodactylum tricornutum CCAP 1055/1, 1724 nucleotides. RefSeq lists its product with no specific name. The record is from RefSeq and is a predicted model, not a curated record. The transcript has a single exon. Lineage: Eukaryota; Bacillariophyta; Bacillariophyceae; Surirellales; Neidiaceae. The coding region runs from base 54 to 1724 and encodes 556 amino acids.
UUCCGGUUCUUCGAAUAGGUAAUUCACGAGCGACCUUGGUCUUCAUUGUUCUCAUGGUGAACAGCAAUGAUCGCUCCGCAGGGAGCUACGGACGCCACUGGAGCAUGGUUGUGUUACUUACAAGCGGAUGGUCCGUAAGCUUGCCCUCUGGGGUAUGUUCUUGGGCACCGGCAUCGUCGCAGCCCCGGAACGUUUCGCCAUCGCGCUUGUUGUCGUCAUCUUCGUCGCGAUCAUCCAUUGGUCCGUCGACAACGUUGCACCUUCGUUGGAACGAAUCGCCCCAACGAACAGUUUGGGAAAUGCAAACAGCCUUGACGACCUUUACGAAAGGCAACGUGACAAUCGAAUUGCACGCGCAGCUGCAUUUUGGCGACCUUUCCUACUACGACUACUACAAUUCUCGUACUUUCAAUACACGCUUUGACGCCGUCUUGUACGAAUUGCUGCUGGAUGAAGGCUUCCUGGAGAAACCGCAACCAGCGCAGGCCGAUCCGCGUCUCCACGCGGGCUCGAAAAAGAGCGUGGGUACUUCCAGUAGUGUCAGGCCUACCCGUGACGGGCUGUCGCCAUUGCAAGCGUCUCCACACGAUCGUGCGACUGCAGCAGCCUACGGCUGGUGUUGUCAAGUGGACCACAUUCAGUACGCACAGCCUCACUGGAUGCAUGCGGAUUGGACGCGUCAGGAAUUUCUCGCUCGGCUGCAAUCGGCCGGUUUUCCUCAUGUUCGUAGCAGUACCAGCUCUCCGACGUGGGAGGCACCGCUGUGGCAAUUGACGAAAUGGGGACGUAUUCGCUUGCCGGAUACCGCUACAGAAGCCGUAGCGGCACUCUUGGUUGGACCCCCGCUUCUGUUUACGCAGCCCGAUGCGUUGUCCCUUACUUCUCGGCGACGUCUGUUUCGCACGUUAACUCUGCCAGAGUCGUCCUUAAAUUGGGCAUCCAGUAUUGCUUAUAUGUUUCGUGCAGUAUUGUGGUUAACCGUACCCUGUCCGGAACUAUCGGUACUACUUGUGGACUGGUCCACGUUGUUGACGACGACAAGCAAGGAUAGUUCGACGCUUAGAGGCGCCCGUAUCUCGCCACUUACGUUACCGCUGCUCGAAAGCUUACUCCAGGGUCGGUGGAACACCAUACGCCAGCUCGUGUUUGGCCAGGUCAUGACGAGUCGGCACAGCAUUGGCGGUUUAGAUGAUGGCGACGACUUCCUCAUUUUCCAACGCAACGAACGGGCAAUUCAAAUUUUGGAAGAGACGCUAGCCGGUUGUGAUGAGGAGGACACUGCAACAAGGAUAGCCCUUUUGUACGGCUGUAGUCAUUGUCCUGACCUGAGCAAAAAAUUGACGCAAUUGGGUUUCGUUCCCACCCAAACGACCUGGAGGACCGCCUGGAAAAUCGAUGUUGGCAGCAACAGCAAAAACGUGUCAGGUGAAUAUAACAAAGAUAGAAUCAUUUCCCCCGAGAUUCGUAUCGCUAUGGGUCUUUUAUUACCGAUGUAUCUCGUUGUUGGAGGUCUGGAUUGGAUGGCUACGUGGCAUGAACUUGUGGACGCGCUCGCCGGCACGAGUAGCGGUGGUAUGGCGACGGUUCCUACAGUCUUGUUGCAGAGCAUUGGUGUCGUCUCCUUGUACCUAAUUCGGCACGUAUUUGAAUACGUGAUGCUCUCCAAGUUUUUGUUGGACUGGAAUGAGCCACCUUCGGCGUCGCAGUCGAAUUUUGGCAGCUAG